Messenger RNA from Carica papaya (papaya), 1524 nucleotides. The record is from RefSeq and is a predicted model, not a curated record. Lineage: Eukaryota; Viridiplantae; Streptophyta; Magnoliopsida; Brassicales; Caricaceae.
CAAGUGCAUGGAAAUAAGUCUUCUGCUCAAAUAAGCGGAUUGGAAGCACAGAUUACUGGCCUUGAACUGGAGCUGGAAUCUCUGCUAGCCCACAAUAGAGACAUGGAGUUUAAGAUAGAGAACAAAGCAAUUGAAGCAAAACAACUGGAAGUGCAUAACAAAGGAUUACUAGCCCAAAUAUUGGAACUUGAAACGAUGUCUAAAGGGAGAGAAGACAAACUUUCUGCUCUCAUGAAGAAGCUUGAGAACAAUGAGAGUGAAUCAUUGUCCAGAAUAGAGAAUUUGACAUCAGAGAUCAAUAAUCUACGUACAGAUAUGGAUUCUUUACAUUCUCAUAAAGCAGAACUGGAAGAGCAGCUAGCGUGUAAAACUGAUGAAGCAUCAAUCAGAAUCAAUGGCUUGAUGGAUCAGGUCAAUGAAUUGCAGCAAGAAUUACUAUCCUUGCAUAGCCAAAAAGCUGAACGGGAGCUGCAACUUGAGAGCAAAUCUCAAGACAUUUCAGAAUACUUGAUCCAAAUUGAAAAAUUGAAAGAGGAGAUGGUAAGCAAAAGUCAGGAUGAAAAGAGAAUUCUGGAAGACCAAAGAAACUUGAUGGAGCAGGCAAGGAAUCUGAAAUUGGAGAUGGAUUCACUCCAUACAUUGAAAAGUGACUUGGAAGAGAAGAUAAAGUCUAAAAUUGAGGAGAAUGGCCAGUUGAGGAAGAAGAAGCUGGAGCUACAAGACAAAGUCUUUGAAUUGGAGAAAACAUUAGCAGAGAGAGUACUUCGCUUUUCAGUUCUUGAGGAGAAACACAUACACUUGGAGAAUGAAUCUUCAGCAGAAAUAACAGCCUUACAAGAAAAAGUUGCCGAUCUCCAACAGAAGUUGGAUUCUCUCCGGACACAGAACAACGGAAUGAUAGUUCAAUUUGAUAGAGAGAAAAAAGAAUAUUUGGAAAGCCUAGUUCAUUUGGAGAAUCAGAGAUCUGAAUUGAUGAACCAGAUAAGUAAUCAGCAGAUAAUGCUGAAAGAGCAGGAGGAAGCAUAUGACAAGUUAAGCACGGAAUAUAAACAGGUUGAGGGUUUGCUCCAGGAGUCUAGGAUCAAUCUUGAAGCUGCAGAGAGAAAAUUGGGAGAAAUGGCAGAAGAUCUCCAUAAGAAUGCAGAAUCGAAAGACCAGAUGGUAGCUGAUUUAAAAAAAGAGGUUGAAGACCUUCAAAAACAUCUUGAAGUAAAACAGGGUGCACAUAAUGAGUUAAUGAGCCAGAUCGCAGAUAAAGAGAGAAUGGUAAAAGAACAAGAGGAUGCCUUCAAUGUGCUACAUGAGGAGUGUAAACAAGCCAAAAGUUCAUUUCAGGAAUGCACAGCAAAGCUUGAAGCCACAGAAAGGAAGAUGGAAGAAAUGGCUGAAGAAGUCAGGAAGAAUAUGUCUUCUAAGGACAAUGUGGUGGCUGAUUUGGAGCAAACAGUUGAAGACCUGCGAAGAGAUCUGGGAAAUAAAGGAGAUGAGCUUAGCACUUUGGUUGAAGAAUGUCCGCACAAUUGA